AUGAUGCACGGUUUCGCUGUGAGGUUGGAUGAAGUCAGACGCGAUAGCGAUGGUUGUGUAAUUAUGCGCCAAAUUGUUUGCAAUCGGGUGGGCUCAAGAAAGGAAGAGGUUGAAAAGGACGAAAGAAUCAGGGACCACCAACCCCUAAAUCGAAGUUGUUGUCUUGCGAGAAUUCGUGCAAGACUAGAUAGAAAAAUUCAUAAAUGGAAGGUUGUUUCAUUAUACGAAGAGCACUCUCAUGGAUUAGUUGAUCCACUCGACAUUAACAUGAUGUCUGAGUAUCGCACAUUUAGUGUCUCGAAUAAAGCUCAGGCGAAGAAUUUGCACGACAUAAGCAUCAGGACCUGUCACAUCUUGGAAUACUUGGCUACUAAAAAGGUGGAUAUACAAACUUGUCAUUCAACCAAAAAGAUAUGUACAACCUCAUUACUCAACACAGAAAGGAAAAGGAACAUCUACAAUAAACCACUUGUGAUAUUUUCUAGUAGCAAUCAUCAUGGGAACACCGUCAUAUUUGGAUGUGGUCUUCUUGUUAACGAGGAUAUUGGUUCAUAUAAGUGGCUGUUGAAAACUUUUUUGGAAGCAAUGGGGAAUAAAUAUCCUAUGGCAGUUGUCACCGACGGAGAUCUUUCAAUGAGAGAAGCCAUUAAACAAGUAUUUCCUUAUGCAACACAUCGACUAUGUGCAUGGAACUUACACAGGCAUGCAUGCGAGAAGGUUAAGAAUAGUGGAUUUCUAAAUGACUUCAGGAAAUUAAUUUAUGAUAAUGUGAGUGUUGAAGAGUUUGAGGUCAUGUGGGGAGACAUGGUGGCGAGGUAUAACUUAUCAAGCAACUGUUGGGUCGACCAAACCUAUAAGUUGAGGAAUUUAUGGGCUCUUGCAUAUUUGAGGAACCAAUUUUUUAGGCGAAUCAGGACAACAUCCCAGUGUGAAGGGAUUAACUUUCUAAUAAAAGUAUAUGUGAGAAAGAAAGAUACCCUUCUUGAAUUCAUCAAUAACAUGGAGACUGUUGUUAGCCAUUAUAGGAACAAUGAAAGAGAUGCAGAGUUCAAUAGUAAAUAUACCGAUCCAGAACUUGUGACUUCUUUGCCGGCACUUGACGGUUUUGCUGCAAAGAAUUUCACUCGUAACAUGUUCCAGGAGGUCAGGAAGGAAAUUGAGGGUGCUUGUGCUAUGAACACAGAGUUGGUGAUGCAUAGAAACUUGUCUCUCAUCAGAUUUCCCUCGGAUGGUGGAAAACUAUACUUCAAGUGUAACAGUUUUGGAAUGCCAAAGAUUGAUCAUGUGGUUGAGUUUGACAGAGUUGGAGGGUUGCUUUGUUGUGAGUGUUUGUGGUUCAAAAAUCGAAGGAUUCUCUUAAUGCGCAUAUUUGCAUGCCUAAAGUCCCAACAUGUUGAAGUUAUUCCAGAAUGCUUAGUGUGCAAGAGAUGGACGAAGCAUGCCAAGAGUGAUUUCAUGAAAUCAAACGUCGAUGAUCCAAGUGAUUCUGAUAAGGUACUCAAAUGUCGUUUGGGUGUGUUAGGUGCUGAGUGUUCUAGGUUGAUGGAUGUUGCAUCUAAGAACUCAAGUGAUUUUGUUGAAGCAAUGAAUGAUAUUGUCAACACAAUUACAAAUCUCCAAAAGCAAGGUGAAAAUCCACGCAAUGGUAAUUUAGAUGAUGACGACAUUGUUGACCCAUUGGUGGUGAAGAGUAAAGGAUCUCUUGGUGAUAUUACCUUGGUUCAAGUUGGUUUGGUGUGUGGGAACCUUCCAGGGGAGCGCUCCGUUGAGAAAGAUGCUGUUUGGUUUGUGAUCAGCGCAAAAGACAUGACAGUGUGA
This is a messenger RNA of Arachis ipaensis, 1818 nucleotides long. Its product is annotated as protein FAR1-RELATED SEQUENCE 5-like. The record is from RefSeq and is a predicted model, not a curated record. Lineage: Eukaryota; Viridiplantae; Streptophyta; Magnoliopsida; Fabales; Fabaceae.